This is a messenger RNA of Diaporthe citri, 1770 nucleotides long. RefSeq lists its product as uncharacterized. Bases 1 to 1770 code for a protein of 589 amino acids. Gene Ontology annotation, molecular function: serine-type endopeptidase activity. Lineage: Eukaryota; Fungi; Ascomycota; Sordariomycetes; Diaporthales; Diaporthaceae. The transcript has 7 exons. Gene Ontology annotation, biological process: proteolysis. The record is from RefSeq and is a predicted model, not a curated record.
AUGAUCAACCGUCCAGGCGUCCACGCUGUUGUCGCUGACCUACAGUUCUACGAAAUCCCCAGACAUCGGGCCAAGAUUGAACAAUCUGAAGAAUACGAAUCUUUCCCCGACGACGUGAAUCCCUCUCUCAGGGACCAGCUCAACGAGUCGAGUGGCCCAGAACCUCACACCCCUACAGUUCGCUGCAGCUCCCCGAUUGGACGCUCUAAGGCACUCGACAGGCUUAUAUUGACCUUGCAGUCACCAGACAAUUUCCAAUUCAAGGAAGAGGAUGAAAGAGUCAAGAUUGCCAUCCUAGAUACCGGGAUUGACCUUACGCACCGUGACUGGCAGCAAGCGAGAAUAGUGAGAUUCGACGAGGACGGAAAGCCUAUUCACCAACAGAACGAGCCUUCUCAAUGGACCAGAAUCAAGGACUUCAAGAAUUUCUGCAACCCCGAGAGGCCUGAGACCGCGAGGGAUGUGAUGGACCUCGAUGGACAUGGAACUCAAGUUGCCGGUAUCAUACUUCGAUUGGCCCCCAGAGCAGAGAUUUACGUCGCCCGAGUGUGCGAGGGGGACAGGAACAGAGGCAUUUCGGCUAGAGGGCCCGAGACAACCGAAAUCCUCAGAGGUAUACGACCGAAAGCGAUUGCUGAUGCAGUAGACUGGGCUAUUGAGCAACGCGUGCAUCUCAUCAACAUGUCCUGCGGUUUCUUGUCCUCUCACCAGGAUGUGGAAGACGCGCUGGAAAGAGCCAAAAACGCCAAGAUUGUCACUUUCGCAGCCAUGUGCAAUGCUGGCAAUAAUUUGCAGCGUGUUGCAGCGUGGCCGGCGAGAAAGCCGUCGCUGACGAUCGGGAUUCACUCGUGCAGGGAUGACCUUGGGAUGGACCGGUCGAGCUUCACGCCCCCAGCAGUCCGAAACUCGGACAAUUUCAUGGCCGUGGGCGAAGGCAUCAUCACGCACUGGCCCGAGUCUAAAGGGGGCGAAUUCCGGAUCGCUGGGGGAACAUCCUUUGCCACUCCGGUGGCCACAGCGAUGGCAGCUUUAGUUCUCGCCUUUGUGUUUCAGAGAAAAUGUAAGAAGCAGCGGGAGGAUGUGGAAUUGAAAUUCGGCGGGAAGAAUCUGAUUCUCAAGACCGAAAACAUGGCUGCAUUGCUACAUCAAAUGAGCAAGAAGGCGGGCGACUACCGAUACAUCCACCCGUCGCUGUUAUGGGAGGAUUUUAACCCCCGGGUGAAGGACUCAAACAUUUGUGACAGGACAAUGAAUCCUGUGCAGAGCCCGCCAUCUGUUCAUGGCUCGCCAAUCCUUCGCCUUACCCCCGCUCUGCGGCGUCAAAUCUACUCCCACUUCCACAGCGCCCUGUGGCGCAUGCCGUACGCUUUCGACCUGCAUGGUCUGAGCAGCAGGAGAGCCCUCGGGAUCCGCGCCCUACAACUCUCGUGCCGCACAAUCUACGACGAAGUUUCUGAAGUGCUUUACUCUACCAACUACUUUGAGACCAAGUACGAGGACGCGAGGUCUCUCCGACGAAUACGAAACUUGAGCGAUGCGUCCCUUGCCUCGCUGACGCAUCUCAAGAUCGUUCUCAACGAAGUGCCUUGCAGUUGGUUAACAUCGAACAACCUGCUUGGGGACUGGAGCUCAACGGCUGCUUACAUCCGGUCUCGCGUCAACCCGGGAAAGCUCAACAUGUCUCUGAGGUCAGGUGGAGUCGGCAACAUACAGGAUAUCAACCCAGUCUCCGUUCUCGUUCAACUGUCGGUGCUGGAGCCCACCGACUGA